UCCCUGCGGCUAGCCGACGGGCCACUCCAGCCCACUGCCAUCGCAGAUGACCGCUAUAGCGUCAUCUCAGAGCAGCUGGACCCCGUGGGUCACCGUACCCUCUACAAAAGCCAAGGCAACGGUGGCUUCACCCGGUCCUACACCUUCGAGAGGCAGAUGAGCGCCGGCUCCACCGCCAAGCACAGCUCCCGCGCGCCCUCCGUGCGCAGCCUGGCCGAAUCCAGCCACCACCUCCAGGACCAGCGCGCCAUGGAGAUGUACAAUGGGCACAGCACGCUGCUCAGCCACCAGUCGGGGGGGUUUGAUGACAUUGGCCUGCCCUCUGCAGUGAAAUACUUGAUAGCCAGCGACCCCAACCUGCAGGUCCUGGGCGCUGCCUACCUCCAGCACAAAUGCUACAGCGACAGCAACGCCAAGAAGCAGGCCCGCAGCCUCCAGGCCAUGCCCAAGCUGGUGAAGCUGUUCAACAGCCCCAACCAGGAGGUGCAGCGCCAUGCCACGGGCGCCAUGCGCAACCUCAUCUACGACAACGCCGAGAACAAGCUGGCGCUGGUGGAGGAGAACGGCAUCUACGAGCUCAUGCGGACGCUGCGGGAGCCCGACGACGAGCUCCGCAAGAAUGUCACAGGGAUCCUGUGGAAUCUCUCCUCCAGUGACAACCUGAAGGAUCGCCUGGCCCGGGACACACUGGAGCAGCUCACAGACCUGGUCCUGGUCCCCCUCUCUGGGCUGGGGGGCUCCGGUGUCAUCCAGCAGAACCCCUCGGAAGCAGAGAUCUUCUACAACUCCACGGGCUUCCUCAGGAAUCUCAGCUCUGCCAGCCAGCAGACUCGGCAGAAGAUGCGCGAGUGCCACGGGCUGGUGGACUCCAUGAUCCACUAUGUGAACAGCUCCCUGGAAGUGGGCAAGUCAGAGGACAAGAGCGUGGAGAACGCCGUCUGCGUCCUGCGCAACCUCUCCUACCGCCUGUACGAUGAAAUGCCCCCGUCCUCCCUCCAGCGCCUGGAAGGCCACAGGAGGAACAACAGCAGCACGGUGACGGGCGAGCUGGUGGGCUGCUUCAGCCCCCAGAGCAAGAAAGCACGAGAGCACUACCUGAAUGCAGACAUUGUCACCUUCACGGAGGUCUCCAAAGACCCCAAGGGCAUGGAGUGGCUCUGGAACCCACAGAUCGUGGGCAUCUACAACCGGCUGCUGCAGCGCUGCGAGCUCAACAAGCACACGACGGAGGCGGCCUCGGGCGCCCUGCAGAAUAUCACUGCCGGGGACCGCAGGUGGGCGGGCGUGCUGAGCCGGCUGGCCCUGGAGCAGGAGCGCAUCCUGAACCCUGUGCUGGACCGCGUCCGCACCGCCGACCACCAUCAGCUGCGCUCCCUGACGGGGCUCAUCCGCAACCUGUCCCGCCAUGCCCGCAACAAGGACGAGAUGUCGACCAAGGUGGUCAGCCACUUGAUCGAGAAGCUGCCGGGGAGCGUCGGUGACAAGGCGCCGCCCGCCGACGUCAUCGUGAACAUCAUCGCGGUCCUCAACAACCUGGUGGUGGAGAGCCCCAUGGCUGCCCGUGACAUCGUUUACUUUGAUGGCCUCAGGAAGCUUUUCUACAUCAAGAAGAGAAGGGACAGCUCGGACAACGAGAAGUCCUCCAGAGCAGCAGCCAGCCUCCUGGGCAACAUGUGGCAAUACACCAAGCUCCACCGGGACUUCAAGAUGAAGGGGUACCGGAAGGAGGACUUCCUCGGCCUGUGA
Fulmarus glacialis (Northern fulmar) is the source of this 1746-nucleotide messenger RNA. RefSeq names its product plakophilin 3 (gene PKP3). Gene Ontology annotation, biological process: cell-cell junction assembly; cell-cell adhesion. The record is from RefSeq and is a predicted model, not a curated record. Gene Ontology annotation, molecular function: cadherin binding. The annotation marks the transcript as partial. The transcript has 12 exons. Gene Ontology annotation, cellular component: adherens junction; nucleus; plasma membrane. Lineage: Eukaryota; Metazoa; Chordata; Aves; Procellariiformes; Procellariidae.